AUCAUUUUUUCCAGUUCAACACGGAAGUAUUUACAUUCAGUACAACCCUUCUGAUAUCAUUGAAAACGCUGAAAACAAUUCGUGAUUUUGUCUCUAGAAGUGCACAAACGGAUAAAGUUUCAACAUGCCGAAUUUGGACAAGCAUCUUUUCAACUUAAAGUUUGCUGCUAAAGAGCUGCAGCGGAGCUCCAAAAAAUGUGAUAAAGAGGAGAAAGUUGAAAAGGCCAAAGUGAAGAAGGCCAUCCAAAAGGGAAACAUGGAAGUAGCACGCAUCCAUGCAGAGAAUGCCAUUCGACAGAAAAGCCAAUCUGUGAACUAUCUCAGGAUGAGUGCACGUGUUGAUGCUGUAGCAGCAAGGGUUCAGACUGCUGUCACUAUGAACAAGGUGACCAAGGAUAUGGCUGGCGUUGUUAAGGGCAUGGAUGCUGUGCUGAAGAGCAUGAAUCUGGAGAAGGUCUCCUCUUUGAUGGAUAAAUUUGAACGCCAGUUUGAGACUCUGGAUGUCCAGACUGCUCAGAUGGAGGACACUAUGAGCAGCUCAACCACACUGACCACCCCACAGGGUCAAGUGGAUGGUCUGAUGAGGGAGAUGGCAGACGAAGCAGGACUGGAUCUUAAUAUGGAGCUCCCAGAAGGCCAAACGGGAUCGCUUGCUACAGCAAGUGUGGCAUCUGCAGAGCAGGAUGAGUUGUCUUCAAGACUUGCCAAGCUACGGGACCAGGUCUGAUAGAACUGACAUCGAAACUGUUGGGUCACAUUUAUUUGUCUGUGUGAGUCGUUACCUGUUGCAUUAAUUGCCAUGUUUUUCCUCUGAAAGCAAUGACAUGAAUGCAAGUGGAUUGGUGUGGGAGGAAAGUUUGGAAAACUAGUUUCGGAAUAUUGUAAUUAUUUUCUUUUGUUCUAGUGUCACAACACUAAAGCUGCGAUUACUGGUAUAUGGAAAUAUUUACAGUUUUUAAAUUAUUGCUAUUUUUUUCUUAUUUUUGUACACUUUCUCCUCCAGUGUCAAUUUAAGUGUGUUGGUGCGGAGUGUUUUGGAAAUUGUAGCUUUACAAUUUUAUAUUGCAGUGUACUGUACAUAUAUCAUGUAUAUAUUCAUUUGAUCACACUCUAAUUUCUUAGUAUGUAUACUCAAUGUUGGUGCCUUUCUGGAAGAAAAUGGAUGUACCUCUUAUAUUACUAUGCAAUAAAUAUUUUGCGACUUUCAAA
Messenger RNA from Sardina pilchardus (European sardine), 1209 nucleotides. RefSeq names its product charged multivesicular body protein 1b-like. The transcript has 8 exons. NCBI's taxonomy places the organism in Eukaryota, Metazoa, Chordata, Actinopteri, Clupeiformes, Clupeidae. The record is from RefSeq and is a predicted model, not a curated record. Gene Ontology annotation, cellular component: ESCRT III complex; multivesicular body. The coding region runs from base 125 to 727 and encodes 200 amino acids. Gene Ontology annotation, biological process: late endosome to vacuole transport; endosome transport via multivesicular body sorting pathway; protein transport.